Ceratitis capitata (Mediterranean fruit fly) is the source of this 6219-nucleotide messenger RNA. RefSeq names its product proteoglycan 4-like. Bases 516 to 4790 code for a protein of 1424 amino acids. The record is from RefSeq and is a predicted model, not a curated record. The transcript has 6 exons. Lineage: Eukaryota; Metazoa; Arthropoda; Insecta; Diptera; Tephritidae.
AGAGUUUUCUUCGGUUUCCUCGUUUAUCGUUCGUGUCGUUCGUUUGUCGUGCAAUUUCUCUAAAAAUUUUCAUUUUCUCGUCUUGUAUGCAGAAAAAUAUAAAAUUUUAGCAUUAAAAGUAUAAUAAAAUAAUAGAAAUAUACAUAAAUAUAAGGUGGACACAAUGUGCUAUAUGUGUGUAUAAAAAUUGAGUGUUUUGCGCAAUUAUUUUACUUCGAAAAUUGCAUGUGAAAAAAUCGAAGUAUAUUUCGGUCGUUGCCGCAGCAGUUGGUUAAGAAGAACGAAAAGGAAGAGAAGCAAGGAACAGUGAAGAAAAAAGUUCAUACAGUGGUAAAAAAAAUAUAAAAAGAAAUGUGCAUAACUGCCGAUGAAAAAUACUAAGAUUUACUUUGAAAAUUAAAAAUAAAAUAUAACUGCAAUUAACCGGUGACAUUAACUGCUGUGUUUUGUGAAUACGAGAUUAAUAUAAUCGAAGUGAUCACUCUUACAUUCUCUAAUAAGAAUUGCAUGCUAGCAUGAGCUAUAACCAGAAACCACCUGGUCCGGGCGGCAGCGGCAUGGGAGGAGGUAUUCCGCCGAAUGGACCGAACAAUCAGCAGGUAGCAAAGACUUUGGCAGGCAUACAACAACAAAUGCAGAAUCUUGUACACGGACAGAAUGCUUUACCCCAAUCCUCGCAGGCAGAGCUUAAUGUAUUCUUUCAGCAACAGCGUUUUCAAAAUAUGUUGAAGCAACAACAAUUAUUGCAUUUUCAAAUGCAACAACAGCAACACCAACAACAACAGCAACAGCAGCAACAACAACAGAAGGAUCGUGGCGGUGGUAGCGUGGGCAUUGGUAGUGGUGGUGGAGGUGGCGGCGUUGGCGGAGAACCGUUGGCGCUUACACGCACGCCAGCAGCGGCUGAGUUGUUAAAUAAAACCUUCCAACAACAUCAGCAACAACAGCCGAAUGGCGGUGCUGCUGCACCCAACGCGGCCUUGAAUCAAUUUCAACAGCAAUUGCAAGCCUUACCACCAAAUCUGAUACAACAAUUGCAAAAUUUGUCAUAUCAAAUGCAACAGCACCAGCAACAACAACAUCAACAUCAACAGCAUCAGCAUCAGCAUCAACAACACCAACAGCAACAGCAUCCAGGUCAGGCGGCCCAGGCCCAACAUCAUCCCACACAUCAGCAGCCGCCACCACCACCACCAACACAGCAACAACAACAACAGCAACCACAACCUUUGUUGACGGCACAUCAACAACAGCAAUUGCAUGGGCAAAUACAGCAACAACAACAGAAGGCACUUCAACAAUUCCAACAAAGUUUACGUUAUUUUCCUACAGCAGCUCCAACACAACCAUCGGUCGUACCCCAAACAACUGCAGGUGGUAAUAAAGGAGGUAGUGCAGUUGCCCCAUUAACGCAGCAGCCACCAAUUCAAACCCCACCACCACAACCACCGUCCUCUACUUUGAUUGGCAAUCAAUUAAAAGCACCUAAUUUGCCGCCAAGCACUCAAAUCACACCAGUGACUGGUAAUGUGGGCAUGAUUCCAGGCAGUAUAGCGCAACAGGCUGGCAAGACCAAUGUAAGCAGUACAUCGGUAACCACACCAACUUCGGCAGCUAUGUCUAGCGCCGCUGGUGGCGGUAAUACUGCCAUUGCCGGGGCUAAACAAGCACCAACGCCCUCUAUUUCCCUCUUACCGGCCAAGUCUGGCACAUCAACCGCAGCACCAGCUGCCGCACAUCAACAAAGCAAGUUCGGUGCUGGUAAAACAUCGCCGGUCGUCAGCGCCAUACCACCACCAUUCCCAACGCAUUUUCAAAAGCCGUCGGCAAUCGCAUCUAGCGGCAAUACCGCAACCACUACUAAUAUUACGUCAACAGCCAAGACUGGGGCAGUGCCUACAGGAGCAGCAGCGAUGACAUCCGGUGCUUCAAAUGCGGUUGGAUUGAAUAAGUCACCUCAGCAAUUCGCCAACCCAGUACCGCUUACAAAACAAGCAUCAGCUUCACAACCACAGUCACCAGCUGCGCCAGUAAGCGCGGUCGCUACCAUUGCUGCUGCUGCUGUUUCCGCAACAUUGACUACAGCCGUAGUCGCAACUACAGCAAAUACUGGCGCAAUCGCUACUGACACUGCAGAUCAAAACAAAGAAACUCAGAAGGCUACAAAUUCAAUAUCAGAUUCCCUUGACUCUGCUGGUGCUAAUAACAUCAUAGAGCCACCGGCAGAUAAACAUGGUAAAGCAGAGACAAAGGAGGAAGUUAAAAGCGCUGCAGCUACUAGUGAUGCUACUUGCAAAGCGAAAGAGGAGCCGAAUGUAUCCACAGCCGCGGUAAAGCCAACUCUGGCGGAGGGGAUAACAGAAAAGAAUGACGAUCUUGCUGCAUCCAAAGAUACAAAUAUGGACGCGGCUACUAAAGUCAAGAAGCCAGCAGAUGGGAGAGACAGCGUGCCUGAGAAGUCAAGUACUACUGGUGAGAACUCAACUACGACGGCUGGUGGUGCUGAUAGGAUUGAUAUUGUAAAACCAAGUGAUGUCGAUGUAGAGCAAAAGAAGCUGCAUGAUGGAAAAGAAAGAGACGCAAUCUCUAAUACAGAGUCGAAAGCAGAUUUGGUCACUAAAACUGACGAACAAAAUAAGAAUGUGCAAAAGUUGGAAUCUGCUACUGUACCAACUAUAAAUGAUGAGAACAAAAGUACGGCUGAUGAAUCACAUGACCCAAAGUCUGAAAAGAAUCCAGACAAAAACAUUAAAUCGCCAACAACUGUCACUGAAAAAGAAGGUGAAAAGAAUGAUAAAACUAAAGUCAAGGAUAAACCGAUAGACGCUGAGAAAAUUGAUAUCACUGAAACGAAACCUGCAGACGAAUUAACCAAGAACUCUUCCGAAUCGGCAGCAAAUAAACCGCUAAGCACAGACGAAAAAGAAGUUUUGAAAACAGCAAAUGAUUCAAAAACUGUUGUAUCUACUCCAAUUGCCACUGAAGCAAAACCGAAAGCUUCAGCAACCAUAGCAGAUGAAGUUAAACCUGCAGCAAAGGUUGCUGAAAAGCCAAAAGAGGAAAAAAAGAACACAAAGUCGGAAAAGGCAUCUGCUACUACUGUCUCCUUAUCGUCAACCGACCAUGCAACACACUCCAGUUCUGGCAAUAGCGGUAACACCAAUCAUACGAUUACAAAGAGCACAAAAUCAAAAGUAGAGACAGCACCAGAUUCUACAAAUAGUUCGGUAUCAGACGCGGUUGUGGCUACACCUGUUAAACGUUCAAGUCGUCAACCGAAAACUGUUCCAAAAUCUACAGAAAAGCCAACAACUGAAAAGAGUGAAAAGGUUACGAGCAGCAGCCGUUCCUCACGCAAAUCAAAAAGUGGUGUGAGCAGCAGUAAUAGUAGCACAGUCGCUGAAGUACCCGCUUCGCCGUUGACACCCAAGCCGAGCAGCGAACAAGGACCCAGCACUAGUGCUAGCGAUCGUAAAAGCUCGCGCCAUCGACUCAAAACUAUACCAUUUCAAAGUCCACUACCCGAAUUGGCAUACAUCACAAAGUUAUCGGCUAGCGAAGCCUCCAACUCCCCAAAACCCAUGUCGAUUGAAGAUAAGUUGAUUGUAUUCUACAAAAAUGAAUAUAUGGCAGUGCGCAAUGCCGAGGGUACGUUCUACUUAUGUCAAACGAUGCAAAAUGUUUAUCGCACAUCGCCUCGAAUCAGUAUUCGUUGGCUCUCGGAGGAUCCUAACAGCAGUGGCAUUUAUAUACCUGACUUUUAUGAUCACACCGAUAUAGAGUGUGUAUUGACGACCGUCGAAUUAAAACGUGUCGACAAAGGUCAUCUGAGUUUACCGAAGAAGGAACAAGCGCGCAUUGAAAGUAUACUUAAGAAAGCUAUCGACGUAGAGAAAGGUUUGGUGCCCAGACCUGAACUUACAGAGGAGAAUCCGGAUGGAUUGGAUAUAUCAUUGUACAAAGAUGAAUCUCAGAUUGAAAAAAAAUUGGCAAUGAGUGCAACACCUACUGCUGCACGCAAGUCACGUCGUAGCGGUAAUGAAAUUGGCACACCAACAACUGGUAGAUCUAGCGCUGGUGCAUCAUCAGCAAAUACAGCAUCCAAAGCACGCAAACGUGGCCGUGGAAGGACUAUUGGUACAUCUGAUGGUGAUAAUGGUGUCAAACUUUCGGCAAAGAAAAGAAAAAUCGUUGCUAAACGUAAAAUAAAAUCGAAGAAAAAUACAACUACCGAUGAAGAAAGCAGCGAUGAUUCCGAUGCGGAAUAUAAGCCAAAUCAAAAGAAUGCAAAUGCUGCAUCAAAGUCCUCACCUCGAGCUCAACGUUCACCUUUGGCAAAAGCUAGAGCAGCUUCACCAAUUAGCUCGACAACAGCGCGAACAAAAAACGUGACUGCAAAGCCAAUUUCAACAGCCAGUAGCCGCGGCGAACGAGCAAAUAAACGCAAGGCAGCAGCAGAUGGUGCUUUUGCGGAAAUUACACCUACACCGGCAAAGAAAGCUGCUGGUGCAACAUCAGCGUCUGCUGUUGUCGCCACAGCAUCAACACCAAAUGCCUCAAAAUCAAGCAAUACAACAAAAAGUAAAACUCAAGAUGGUGAGUCGAACGGUAGUGCGUCUGCGGCCAAAAAAGCCAUCACAACGGGGGAUGCAACAAAUAUGGUGACUAGCACGACAAACGUUGCCAACAAUACAACAUCAGAUAGUAACAACACAGGCGCUUCCAGCACCUCAAGCAGCAGCGGUGGUGCUAGUAACGGUAGCAAUCGACCUACUAGAAGUCGAAAGUAAAAACCGUAAUUUAGUUAAGCAGUUAAAAUAUGUAAAUUAUGAAUAGUAGGAUGUAGUGUUUAUGCAAUUAACGAUUGCAAACCAAAUUCAAUAGGUACGGAAAACAAUAACAUACUUAGAUAUAAAGAUUAGUAAUAUGGAUUGUAGAUUGGCGGCUAAACAAGGACAAAGUUAUGGCCAAGUAAAAUGUGAAUUUCGUUUUAAAGUUAUGACGACAAAAAAAGCGAAAAUUCAUUUAAGUGAUGCGUAGCUAGCCUGUAACCCUACUGAUCAUCUGACCAUAAUGCAAAAGUAGUAAAAUCGUGCGACAUUAAUAAGAAAAAAUUAAAAACAUUAUAUUUAGAGUGUAUGUGUUGUCGAAAAAUAGCAAUAGAAGUUAUAAAGCAUCUGGGUGAAAAAGCCACAUGACGUAACGAAUACACAAUGCGUAGUACUGAGAAUGUUAUUUUGCAAUUAUAAAAUUUUCAUUUUCUUCCAAAAUCAUAACAGCUGUGCUUCGUGUUAAUUUUUUUUACAAAAAUUAAAGAUUGAAAUAAUUACAGUGCGAACAAAAUUAAAAGAAAAAAUUUCCGUUAAUAUUGCUAUAAAUUAUACUUUUUUUUACUAUGAUUAUUACAUUGUAUUCCCUAUAAUUUAUAGGGUUUAUAUAUAUAUAUAUUUUUUUUUUUUUUUUUUUGUAAUUAAUGGUUUAUUGGUUACUUUUUGUUUAGGUACAUAAGAUAAUAUACUUAAGUUUUUACUUUUGUAUGAAGAGUUAAGAUAAUGUUUUGGUGAACAAAAAAAAAAAGCAAACAACUUCGCGAACAAAAUGAACGUAACUGUAAACAAGAGAGAAAGAGAGAGAGUGCAGGGUAUGUUUUUAACACUUGGUAACUUUCAAAUAGAGUUGGUUUGCUUCUAAUAUCCAUUUAAUUCUCAGCAAUAAUAUACAUAUUAUUUAAGUAAAUAUUGAGCUUAUCAAGUGGAAUAAAGUUCUGAUAUUUAUUAGUUGUAAAUAUAGAAAAACAAAUGAAACAUUAAUUGCAGAUAUUACAUUUUUUCUAGCCAAAGCCGGACAAAUAUGGGCAUAAUUCACAUAAAUUUUUUUAUGAAUUGCAAAAUAAGCAUUCAUACGGUAACAAAGAGUCUUUCUUCUUCAUUUUAUAGCCAAAAGAAAAAGAUAACAAAGAAGAACAUAUGGAAUAAAAAAAAAUUAAAUAACACCAUAUAUGUAUAAAAAAGAGAACUCAAAGGUGCAUAUAGUAGUUGCAUUAGGUGUAAUCGAGCGAAAAAUGAAGAGGAGUGUUUAUGAAGGCAAUAAUAAAGCAGCGUUUAAAUAUCAAAAAAAUAUUAAACAUAUUAAUGCAGGGAUGAAAAUCAAUAGAUAUUUGUGUAUAUUAAAUGUACUCAUUCCCAAUAAGAUAAAAAUAUAAUAAUAUAAAAAAAAAAA